Molecule: messenger RNA, 877 nt
Organism: Clunio marinus
Lineage: Eukaryota; Metazoa; Arthropoda; Insecta; Diptera; Chironomidae
Source: the annotation of a GenBank genome assembly
GAUUGUAUUUCAAAAGUGAUUUCAAGAUGUCGAUUGAAAAGAAGAUUCUUUGCAUAACAUUGUUAGUUACAAUAAAUUUGAGUGGAAUAACAUGUGGUGGAAAUUCUAUGAUUUUCACUAGCAUCGACUUCCCAAGCAAUCCAUGUGCUGAUAUCAAUUUCGAUGGCUUUGAAGCAUUGUUGAACAUUAUUGAGGAGUUCAUGGAGGAUAUUCUUAAAUUAGCAGAAGAUAUCAUCGAUGAAUUAGAUGGAGUUCCAAAUGUAGAUGAAGAUGAAGGAGCCGCCAGUAGAUUGUUGAAUUUGAUUGAAAUGGUUGAACAGUUGCUGGAUGCAGUUAAGAAAUUCAAUGACUUGCAAACCCCACUUUUGGCUGCUCUUGAUUCUUUGUUGAUAUGCAAUGAAGAAAGGGUCAACCAACUACUUGAUGAAACAAAAGUAUUAAAUCCAACCUUGGCAGUUUUAAAUGCAAUUAAAGCACUGAAUGCUUAUUUGAAUGGCGGAGACGUUAGGAUAGGAUUCGAUUCAAUUGACGUUGUCAUAGAAGAUAUAACGAAUGAGGCUGAACAAAACCUUUCUCAAAUUUUCAUUUAUAUUCAGGAAGCUAUCGCAAGCGUUAUGACGGUAUUGGAAGGAUACUUGUCAAGCAAUACUCCAUAGUUGCCUAAAUGCAUUCAUUUGCAAGUCAUGAAUUCCAUGAAAAAAAUUGUUUAUUUCCUAGUUAGAUUAACGUAACAUGAAAUUGGAUGAGCACGAAACUUUCUUUGUAAAAUUAAAAUCAAUUUGUCAGAAACUAAAUCAAAGUAAUAAAAUUUUUGUUUCCUUUUCGAUAUUGUGCAACAAAUUGAAAUAAAAUGUAAAAUUUAUUCAUUUUCCUGGAA